Prionailurus viverrinus (fishing cat) is the source of this 6793-nucleotide messenger RNA. RefSeq names its product peptidase inhibitor 15 (gene PI15). The transcript is spliced from 6 exons. NCBI's taxonomy places the organism in Eukaryota, Metazoa, Chordata, Mammalia, Carnivora, Felidae. The coding region runs from base 144 to 920 and encodes 258 amino acids. The record is from RefSeq and is a predicted model, not a curated record. Gene Ontology annotation, cellular component: extracellular region.
UGCUCUCUGAGUUUGUAAUAAGACACACUCUUACAAGAGUUCAUGCUACAACCUAGCAAAGAACUUUAAAUUUUUGGAAGAACAGUAUAUUCAUUUUGGCAUUGUGCAGAGCAAACUCGGUGGCCUCUUCUCCACCCCUCAAAAUGAUAGCAAUCUCUGCAGUCAGCAGCGCACUCCUGUUCUCCCUUCUCUGUGAAGCAAGUGCAGUCGUCUUACUCAAUUCCACUGACUCAUCCCCGCCAACCAAUAAUUUCACUGAUAUUGAAGCAGCACUAAAAGCACAACUAGAUUCUGCGGAUAUCCCUAAAGCCAGGCGGAAGCGCUACAUUUCGCAGAAUGACAUGAUCGCCAUUCUUGAUUACCAUAAUCAAGUUCGGGGGAAAGUGUUCCCACCAGCUGCGAACAUGGAAUAUAUGGUUUGGGAUGAAAAUCUUGCAAAAUCUGCAGAGGCUUGGGCAGCUACUUGCAUUUGGGACCAUGGACCUUCUUACUUACUGAGAUUUUUGGGCCAAAAUCUGUCGGUACGAACUGGAAGAUAUCGCUCUAUUCUCCAGCUGGUCAAGCCAUGGUAUGAUGAAGUGAAAGAUUAUGCUUUUCCAUAUCCUCAGGAUUGCAACCCCAGAUGUCCUAUGAGAUGUUUUGGCCCCAUGUGCACACAUUAUACACAGAUGGUCUGGGCCACUUCCAAUCGGAUAGGAUGUGCAAUUCAUACUUGCCAAAACAUGAAUGUUUGGGGAGCUGUAUGGCGACGCGCAGUUUACCUGGUGUGCAACUAUGCCCCAAAGGGCAAUUGGAUUGGAGAAGCACCAUAUAAAGUAGGGGUACCAUGUUCAGCUUGCCCUCCAAGUUAUGGAGGAUCUUGUACUGACAAUCUUUGUUUUCCAGGAGUAACAUCAAACUACCUAUACUGGUUUAAAUAAGCUUAUCUUUUCCUUCAGGAAAUAGAAUGGUUUCUGGGAAUAGGCAUAUAUAUAUAUUGAGUUUUGCACAUAGUAUACAUAUUUUAUAAUAAUCUUGUUUUCCUUUUAUUAUUCAUUGUAUAAAUUUGUGUUUGUCUAGUAUGUUUGCUUCAUCUUGAAGUAAUCAAAACAUCCAUUUCUAUCUCCUGAUCUCUAAGCCCAAAUUAAAAUAUUGUAGAUAUAGUAUUGACAUAGUUGAUGCAUCCAAUCCCAAAACUUGCUUUCCAAAGGAAUUAUGUUAUAUUUGUAAGGAAUAAAAUAUAUACUUGACUUAUAUGUGUGCGUGUAUAUAGAUACAUAUAUACACAUGUAUAUUUAUAUACAUGCACACACAUAUACUAGAUUAUGUAACGCAGACAAUAACGUGAUUCAGUAGUUAACUUGAGGGAAAUUUUUAAAAACACUAUUCUGAAAUAUAUAUGAGGUGGUGGGACAUCUUCAGCACCCAUUUCUAUAAUUACUACAAAGUGAUAAAUUGCAAAUAAUACUCAGUGAUAUCUGGACAUAAUAAUUUAAUUGAUCACCCAAGAUUUCAUUCUGGAGGUAUAUUUUGUCUUAUUUGGGUUCACCAAAGGAUAUGCUCAACUUAUGUAAGUGUCAAAUCAUGCUUUUUGUUUAAUCACUUUUAUUGAAUCAGUAAUCAUGUGUCGAGUGCUUACUGUGUGCAAGGCACUCUGCUCGUUAUGUUCUGAAAAUGCAAAGAUAACGAGAUACAGUUCCUGCCUUCAAGAAGCUCACAAAAAUAUUCAGAAAAUAAUGCAGUUUAAUGAUUUUACUAUAAAUUUACAGUUUUUUUAAAAUUGAUUUUAAUGUAAGUUUGAGGAAGUAGAUGCCACCAUGCUCACCUGUUGGGGGAAUAGGAGGUGAUAAGACACCCUCUAUAAUAGGUGAGGCUUCUGAUUAGCAUGAAAAUGUAGCUACAAUGCUUGGAACUUAAAAAGGCAGGACAAGAAUUAACUGCCCAGGGAUGUAUUAGAGUAAAUAGUUGUGACUUUGGAAGACAGAAAACAAAACGCGAAAAAAAUUCUGAGAAAGCCCAAGAGAAUUAAGGUAUGAAAAGUCACAGAAAUACAGUUACUGCACAAAAAAAUAUAGGCAGAGAGCUUCAGAAGGGCCUAUCCUGAGAGUGUAGCAUAUCUUGAGGCCCGUCAGCAGAGGGUAAAGGAUGCCAGAAAAAAAACAAAAACAAAAACAAAAACAAAAACAAAAACAAAAACAAAAACUGGAGAGAUGCCAGGACACUUCUGUCUCUUUAUGUCAUUAUUUGGUGAGAAUCAAUCCAAUCACCAUGAGCCUUUGAGCAUCACAUUAAAGAUCCUGCACGCACACCAUAGUUAUGGCUUUGCAGAGUAGCCCUCUUCAGAUGGUUCGCUAAGGACUACUCACCAAAUCUUAUUUCUAUGUCUGUGAAGAAGAAUAAUUUUCAGUCCUCCAUUAAGUUUGAUUGUGGAAGUCCAAUCAAAGUCACUAUGAAAAUUUCACUCAUAAGAUUUUGGAAAUGCGGUGUUUCCUCAUUCAGGAAACCUCUUUAGAGAGAAAAAGUCAACAUCUGGGUCAAGACACUUAUAUUAAUUUCAUGUGUGUGGUGGGGGUGAGUGAGUGAGAGAGACAGGGAGAGAAAGAGAUUCAAGUUAUGUAAAGCUUCCAUAGAGUUACAGAGUAAGCAAACAGCGUUAGUUCCAGAGUGCAAAUAACAGAAGGAAGCUACUUGUUUAAAAUUCUCUACACAUUUGCAGUUUCUUAGGGUGGAUGCACUGAAAGAUGAGUUAAUUAAAUCCAUUCAAUGAGGGAAAAAUCCACCAUCUGGAGUUUAGGUUUACAUGAUGACAAACAAUUGGCCUGAUUCCUUUUACAAAUUGAAUGUGGUGACCAAAUGUUUUCAUAUCAUAAUAUUCUGCUUUUGUGGGCACAUAUAUAGACUUUACUAAACAUAAAUAUGUUUGGAGACUAAAAUGGAGAACAGAAGUAGUUGUAAGACUCGGCCCCCACUCUAACUUUUAUCCAACUAAGGGCAAUUGGAGCAAAAAGUAAUUAGUGGGAUGUUUACUUGAUUUAUCUAGGAAGUAUUUCCAUCCUUCAUUUUCCUAUAUUAGUUCUAUGGAAGUAGCAAAAGUACUAUUAAACAAAGAAGACUGUUCUUAGUUCCAGUUCUGUUGCUGGACUACUUGCGUGGCUUGGUUUCUCAGUUCUGAAAAAGAAUAAUGAUAUUUGCUACACAUUUCACAGAGAUUUCUAGGAGGCUAAAAUUACCAUAUUAAUAGAAAUUAAUGAAUAUGAAAAGCAUCAUUAACAUUAUGAAACUUAUUUGGGAUAAAAUUAAGUCUUAUGAGCUUCUCUCUGGCAGAAAUUUUGUCUGAUUCUUUGUGUUCAUCCCAGUUUCUUAUAUAGUGGCUAUAAUACAGUAAGUGUUUAAUGAAUGUGUCUACAAAUAUAUUUUUAGAAUUAACUAAAAAGUCUAGAAUUGCAACAGUGUAGAGGAGUCCCACCUUUCCAUGUUUUAUUAAAACAAAAAAAAAUGUCUUAAAUACAAAGCUCUGAAUGCAUCAAAAAUCCAGAUAAAUCAUCAAACAUACCAGAUGAAGACUAGGGUCUCUGCAUGUAUAACUCAUACCACAGUCCUUUCCAAAUCACAACUAGAGCUAGACAUUUAUUUAUAAUUUAACUACUCAGCUGAAAAUAUAACGGGUAUUUUUGUUAUGCUAUCUGUACUUUUUAAAGUUAGUAAUAUAAAGUAGCCAUGUGAAAUGUUUCAUUUUCCAGGCUAAAGCAAAUGAAAAUUUGCUGGUGUCAACACCAUGUGUCAUAUUUUUCACAGCAUUCAACCGUGGUGCUAAGAGAGCUAUUUCUCGCUGUAAUUCCCAGGGGCAGAAAGAGUCUGGGUAGAAGAUAUUUCUUAAGAGCAGCUUUAAAUAGUCAAUAUUGAGGUUUUCAUUUCAAAUGAUUUCAUUCAAAAGAAGUCGCAUCCUACAUAUUCUACAUCCUACAUAUUCUACGUAUUCUUCUGAUCCUCUAUGGUAUAGAUUUUUUAUCACCCUUUAUUCAGUAAAAAAGUAAAAAAAUUUCUGUCACAGUAUAGAUUUUUUUUUGGCUUUCAUGUCAUCAGAAGACUGGAAAAUGACAAUUUUAGAUGUUACUCUGAUGGAUUUCUUUAUAGAAUUGUAUUUGAGGACUUGUGUAGGCACAGUCUUAAUGUCCCUGGUGAGGACAGAUCACCUUUUCAAUCUGCUUUUCAAAUGUGGUGGGAACAGUUUUUAUUAUUAUCAUUUUUGUUUCUGUUCAGUAGCCUAAGCAUUGGGACUUCUGUGGUCCUUGAGGGGAUCCCUACUGGCUUCAUUUGGCUGUGACGCCAUAAUGUUCCCUUGAAACCUUUGUGGAAAUGUUCCUUUGGAAGCUCCGUGCAACUUCAGCACAGAGCUGACCAAACACUAAGGCAAGUUCAACUACUACAAUUUAUUCCGACUAUUUGAAUUGAAACAACAUGCAUUUUUCUCAUUAACACAUGUGUUAAAUCAACUUAUAACAUUCACCUAAGCAAAUCUAAUACACAGUUAGGCCAGUUGAAGUGUUUUGUGAAAUGCUUAUGAAAUGAAUAUAGAAGCUAAACAGAUCAUUUGAAUGUGUCCAGGAAGGAAAGUAAUGCUCAGCCUGUGGUAUAUGUUCUCCCCCUUGUAUAACAUCAUUCCUUAUGUUCCUCAGUAUCAUAGGAUGCAAAUCUAGACAUAAAUGGAAGCCUUUACCUAUCAAAGUGUUUAGGGAGAGUAAAGUUAGAUUUCUAUCAAUGUCUAACAGUAUAUUUGACUAUAUAUAUAUAUAUAUUUUUUUUUUGUAUCGUCAUUAUAUGUGUGGGGAAAGGCAUAUUUAAACCCAUGCAAAAUGACUUUUUAAAAGUUAUGUCAUGAUAUAAUUUUGACUUAUGAGAAGUCAAUCAAAACCUUAGGAAGUUUAACAAUUCACUCAUUAAUGGUGCUGAAAAUCUGUUAAACCACCAUAUCCUUACUACAAUUUUGAGGUUUCUUUUUAGUUAAAGUUUUUAUUAAGUGUGAACUAGCAAUAUCGAUUCUGGUGCUAAAUAUAUGGUGCUAAAUGAAUUGUUAGUGUUAAUAGCUUCAGUAAUGCUCUUUUUAUUCAUUGUUAAAAGUAUUAUCCAUUUAAUUCCUGAUUCAGAUAUAUUAAUAAAAUCCUGUUACCCAUAAAUAGGCCAGUGAACUCUUUUUGUCUGACAGUCCAACAUUAUUUAGAUUUUACAGAAUUUAAAUACAUAUCUUUAGAGGUUAUCAAUUUUCUUUUUAAGGCCUUUUUUAGCUUGGCCACAUCCAAGUCCAAAUACCACCUGAAGGUUAGAUCACACCUACAUCAACCAUGCUGUAGGCACUGGCGCCCUCUGGUGAUUAUGAAAAUAAAUUUUUGAUGGCUGCUUGGCCUGCAAGAAAAAGCCAGUGUUUUGUUCAAAAAAAUUUGAAGUUGCACAGUAUUAGAAUUCUUGGAUACUUCUUAAAUCUGACAGCAUUUGAAAAUUCUUGCCUUUAUUGACAUAAUUUUCUAAGAGGAUAAAAGAGAGAAUAUAUCUUGGCAUUCACUUUCCUAAAUAAUGUUUUUUAAUGAUAUUUUAGUUCUGAGGUGCUUAUCGAAGUGUUUUUUUUUUUUAACUAAGUAUUGCUAAAGUAUAUUUUUCAUUUAGUUUACAUCAUAAAUACAAUUAGAAUUAAAAUUAACAAAGUUAUAAGUGUGUCUCAUUUCAGAAGUGUUUAUUUUUAUUUGGCAUAGUACAUAAGAUUGAAAGGAGAUGUGUUAAAAUAAUUAGAUUAUCUCUCCAUUUUUACUUGUUGGUCUAAAAUUUGAUAGUGUUCUUUGGUCAUAGUAUUUAGCUAAUGAUAAAAUUGUAUUAUUCCCUUCAAAGUCCUUGUAGUCUAACAAAUAUACAUAAAAGCUUAGAAGUUUAUCACCUGAUAUAAUUAAUGAAGACAAAAUUCUUAGGUAAACUUCUGGUUGAGGUAUGUCAUUGACAUUAUAUGUGUGUAUCACAUAAUUGUGAUGAUCUGUUUUGACGGAAAUAUUUCUUAAACUAUGUUAGUACAACCAAAUGAGAUAUAUUUUGAAGCAGUUUUCCAUGUUAGUAUUUUCAAACUUAUUUUAAAGCAAGAGAAUACUUUUUAUGAUCUCAAUUAUAUAUAAAACUCUAACAUAUGCUACACAUAAAAUGAACCUGCUUAUACCCAAGCCUUCCCCAGUGCCUGGGAAGUUUCUUCUGAGAGGCCUAGGAUUCCAUCAGUUAGAAAAACGUGAAUCUAAAAUAUCCAAUUCCCCCCACCCAUUUUUCUCUAAUAUAAUCAGUUAAUUAAAGCAAGAAAAAAUUUGAGGCACUUAAUUAUUUCAAUGAUUCUUUUAAAUACCCAUUUCACUUUGCACAUGUUAGAAGUUUCUGGUUUGAUGAAGAAUUAAAUGCUGACUUUAACUGGUGCUUGGAUAUAGAUCGUGGGAUCUUGUGUUUUGUUAUUUGACAAACAGAAUUUUGGUAUCAUAGUAGUUUGAGAAUUGGAGACAAUUGUGGUGCACAUAUGAAAAUAAUGCAUUUUUAAAGCAUCUAAAUGUUUCAAACAUGUACAUAAUCCUAAAAUAUACUAUAUCGUUUUAAAUUUUUUAAAAGAUUAAUUUGGAUGUUUUAUUCACUUCCUAACACUGUGGCAGUGAAAGGUGCUCUGAUGUUGUGAUAUAAUGUCAUGAAUGUGUGCAUACAUAAAACCUGUGUAAACCUCUGUUCUUAUAAAGCAUAACAACUGUAGCUUUGUGAGCUCUGCUGUACUUUUAUUCUUUCAAUAAAAUAUUAUAAUUAAUAA